Molecule: messenger RNA, 1500 nt
Organism: Entelurus aequoreus (snake pipefish)
Lineage: Eukaryota; Metazoa; Chordata; Actinopteri; Syngnathiformes; Syngnathidae
Gene: cirsr
Product: corepressor interacting with RBPJ, CIR1
Exons: 10
Coding region: 105-1337 (410 amino acids)
Biological process (GO): negative regulation of DNA-templated transcription
Cellular component (GO): nucleus
Molecular function (GO): transcription corepressor activity
Source: RefSeq, a predicted model, not a curated record
ACAGUUUCCGCUUCCGUCUAUUUACUUCCGGAGGGGGAACAAAUCGCUGGGAAGUGUUAGCAUACGUUUUUCCCCCUUCGUUGGACAUUUUUAGAUUAUCAGCCAUGGGGAAGUCUUUUGCCAAUUUCAUGUGUAAAAAGGAUUUCCAUCCUGCGUCGAAGUCCAAUAUUAAAAAGGUAUGGAUUCAAGAGCAGAAGUUGACUUUCGAGAAGAGGAAGCAGGAAGACCUGAUGCAGGCAUACUUGAAGGAGCAGGACACUUACAACAACAGGGUGUUGAUUGGGGAUGACAGAGUUAAAAAUGGCCUUAAUUUCAUGUACGAGGCUCCACCGGGAGCAACAAAAGAGGAAAAGGCAGAGGAAGGAGGCGAAGAAGAAUGCAAAUUUGAAUGGCAAAAAGGGGCUCCAAGAGAAAAAUAUGCAAAGGAUGACAUGAAUAUCAGAGAUCAGCCGUUUGGGAUUCAGGUGCGCAAUGUGCGCUGCAUCAAAUGUCACAAGUGGGGCCACGUGAACACGGACAGAGAAUGCCCUCUGUUUGGGCUGUCAGGCAUUAACGCCAGCUCUGUGGCUUCAGAAGAGGGCGCAGGUCCGUCGAUGCACCCCUCUGAGCUAAUGGCUGAGAUGCGUAACAGUGGGUUUGCCCUGAAGAAAUGUGUCCUUGAUCGCAAUGCUACUGUUUGUGAUCCAGCACAGGUGUAUGUUGCAAGCGACCAAGAAGAAGAUCCAGAGAUGGAAUUUUUAAAAUCUCUAACAACAAAGCAAAAACAGAAACUCCUCAGGAAACUGGAUCGUCUGGAGAAGCAGAAGUCCAAGAAAAAGAAGAGUAAAAAAGACAAGAAAAAGAGCAAAAAGAAGCAGAAGAAGAAGCAUGAAAGUAGCGACAGUUCGAGUCGCAGCGGCAGCGAGUCAUCCAGCAGCAGCAGCUCUGACGACUCCGACUCAGACAGCCGCGGCAACUCAAAGGGCCAAAAGAGAAAUAAGAGCAAGAAGAAUGCGUCGUGCAGAGAUAACAGCUCCCAGAAGCGAGACAAGAGUCACAAAAAGUCCUCGUCUCGCAGGAGCCGGUCAGCAAGUCGUCGCGCCUCACACAAGCGCUGUGAAGUGGCGCCUGCGGAACAUAAACAAACACGGACUGAGAGAGGAAGGACUCCGGAGGGCAAAAGGAAGAAGGCGGCGGACAGAAAGCGGGAUGGCAGCGGGAGUGAUCAGAGAGGUAGCGAGCGCCAUCACAGGGGAGAUGCUGAGAGCGGCCGUGUGGACGCAAAGAGAGGAAGGAUGGAGGAGGAGAGGAGUAGAAGCAGGGACAGGAGACCAGAGAGGAGCCAUAGAAAGCAUUAAAGACUUCUUCUUUUAAAAAAAAUCUACAUUUUUCUUUUUAAAGGCCCUCAAUUGGUGUCCUUCAACGAUUUAGCAGCAUGCAUGUUCUUGUCCUACCAGUAGAGGGCUGUAGUGGUCAAAGUAUCAGUCACAUGUUUCAAUUCUAAUUAAAUAUUAAACACGC